GCUGUUUUAUUGAUUUUAGAGCGCUUCAAUGCGUAUCGCUCGUGUAUUGGGAAAAUCGCAAGGAAAACCUAUCUGCGUCGCUACCCGGUCACUAUUAUGAAACCAGAUGGUUCAACGAUUGAAAUUCGGCUAGACGAGCCACUGCAUUUCGUGCAACAGCCUAUUGAUUUGAAAUUAUUAACGAAAGAAGAGCGUCGAGUGCGGCUCGCUGCUCGCAAACCAAAAGUUAAAGUGAUUGAGGAGGUUAUUUCUAUUUUUUGUACAUUUAGUUGUCAAAGUUUAAUAAUAUUAUUUAAAUAUUAUUUUAAAGGAAAAGAAAUAGUUAAAAUUGGCUUUAGAAAUAGCUAA
Messenger RNA from Dracunculus medinensis (Guinea worm), 348 nucleotides. The record is from the annotation of a GenBank genome assembly. NCBI's taxonomy places the organism in Eukaryota, Metazoa, Nematoda, Chromadorea, Rhabditida, Dracunculidae.